Messenger RNA from Wyeomyia smithii (pitcher-plant mosquito), 1028 nucleotides. Its product is annotated as ficolin-2-like. Bases 74 to 961 code for a protein of 295 amino acids. The transcript is spliced from 4 exons. Lineage: Eukaryota; Metazoa; Arthropoda; Insecta; Diptera; Culicidae. The record is from RefSeq and is a predicted model, not a curated record.
AUUUUGUUGGUUAGAAAACGAGUAUAACGUACUAACAGGUGAGAUUCAACGCGCUACAUGGGUCCUACUUAAUAUGGAGAGAACAUUGAAUCGGAUCAAACAAGUGGCAAACCUCAUAACGCAGGAGGAUAUCAGUAAACCGCCCGACUGUAGUGCAGUGCAACCGGAGGGAGAGGGAUCUAGUAAUUCGUGUACAAAUAUGAAUAUGGCCGAUCGGUUGGCGCAAUACUUCAAAGAGCAACCAGUAGUACAAAUCAAGUUUUCCAACGGAACUUCUCUUGUAAGUGGUUGCGAUGGAAUCAUCGAUGAGACUCCUCAACCGGAACGUUAUAAAGUCAUUAAAUCUUGUCGAGAAGCUACUAGUUCUGGUAAAUAUGUAUUGAAAUUGGAUAGUACAGACGAAGGUUUUCCCGUGUUGUGCGACACGGAAUACGAAAGCGGAGGUUGGGUUGUCAUACAGCACAGGUUCAACGGAAUUGUAGAUUUCUAUAGAAAUUGGGACCAAUACAGACAAGGAUUUGGAGAAUUCGAUAGUGAAUUCUGGCUGGGAAAUGAUAAGAUUCAUCGGUUAACAGCUACUCAACCUCGGGAGAUUCACUUCUUGCUAGAAGAUUGGGAAGACAACUCAGCCGACGCCAAAUUUUCAUCCUUCCAAAUAGGAAACGAAACGGAAAAAUACAUUUUGAAAAGCUUGGGAACGUUUACUGGCACGGCGGGUGAUUCCUUGACGCGAGUCCUAAAUUCAAAGUUCACCACCAUGGAUCAAGACAACGAUAACAGUACUUCCAACUGCGCUGUUACGUAUCACGGUGCCUGGUGGUACAGCAAUUGUCAUUGGGCUAAUCUGAACGGAAAAUAUGUCAAAGGAACUACAACUGAAUAUGCAACCGCGAUGUGCUGGAAUAGCUGGAAGGGGUAUUACUAUGGAUUGAAAUCGUCCAAGAUGUUAGUGCGUGUCUGAAAUGAUUUCACAGUAAGCAAGAAGUCAAUUGGUAAUAAAUGUACCUACCUAUGUACGGAAAGUUGUU